UGGGAGCGCAGGUGCGGUUCCGUGUCAAGAUGGCUGCCGCCUGUCGGUCUGCGGCUUGCCUCCGUCCCUGCCUCCUCUGCCGCCUACCCGCCGGGGCCCAGCUGCUGCGCGUUGCCCUGUGUCUCCUGUGCUGGGUCCCGGCGGCUGUGGACGCAGUCCCUGAGCUCGGGCUUUGGACGAGGACGAUCAAUGACAAAUCAGGACCAUUGAUAUUCAGGAAAACUAUGUUUAACUCUACUGAGAUCAAGUUUUCUGUGAAGUCGUUCAGUUGUUCUGGACCUGUGAAGUUUACCAUAGAGUGGCAUCUGAAGUAUCAUACCUGUCACAAUGAAUACCCUGAUCUGGAGGAGGAGCUGUUCCAAAAACAUGAACUUCAUGCUGAUACAGACAUCUGUGCUUACUUCAAAAACAUUGACUGUUGGACAACAAAAAGUGAAAACUUAGAUUGCAGCAGUGAUUCACAGGCAUUUCCUUCAGUAAAUAAUAAAGUACUAACAGGUAUCAGAAACAUUUCAAGCCAGGAAGGAUCAACGGAUGUUGUAGCCAGGACCCAGAAAGAUGGCUUCCAUAUCUUCAUUGUUUCUAUUAAAACUGAGAAAACAGAUGCAGUCUGGGAUUUAAAUGUUUCUCUUUCUAUGGUGGGUCCUCAUGGGUACAUCUCUGCAUCAGACUGGCCUCUCAUGAUUUUUUACAUGGUGAUGUGUAUUGUUUACAUAUUAUAUGGUGUCCUCUGGCUACUGUGGUCUGCCUGUUACUGGAAAGAUAUAUUAAGAAUCCAGUUCUGGAUUGCAGCUGUUAUUUUCCUAGGAAUGCUUGAAAAGGCAGUUUUUUAUAGUGAAUACCAAAACAUCAACAGCACUGGACUGUCAACCCAAGGUUUACUGAUAUUUGCGGAGUUGAUAUCUGCAGUUAAGAGGACAUUGGCUCGCCUGCUUGUGAUCAUUGUGAGCUUAGGUUAUGGCAUUGUGAAGCCUCGGUUAGGAACAGUGAUGCACCGGGUGAUUGGACUGGGACUGCUUUACCUGAUCUUUGCAGCCAUCGAAGGCGUCAUGAGAGUCGUCGGGGGCUCUAAACAUUUAGCUGUUGUUUUGACUGACAUUGUUUUAGCCGUUAUUGACUCCAUUUUUGUGUGGUUCAUUUUUAUAAGUUUGGCACAGACUAUGAAGACUCUAAGGCUAAGAAAAAACACAGUGAAAUUUUCAUUGUAUAGGCAUUUUACAAAUACGCUCAUCUUUGCUGUGCUGGCUUCUAUAGUGUUUAUGGUGUGGACAACAAAGACCUUCAGGAUCGCAAAAUGCCAGUCAGACUGGAUGGAGCUGUGGGUUGAUGAUGCAUUUUGGAGUUUCCUCUUUUCACUCAUCCUUAUUGUGAUAAUGUUCUUAUGGAGACCAUCAGCAAAUAAUCAGAGGUAUGCCUUCAUGCCCUUGAUAGAUGACUCUGAUGAUGAAGUUGAGGAAUUCAUGGUAACAUCUGAAAAUUUAACUGAAGGAAUAAAACUAAGAGCCUCAAAAACGGUUUCAAAUGGAACAGCUAAGCCUACUUCCGAUAACUUCGAUGAAGAUUUGAAGUGGGUGGAAGAAAAUAUUCCCUCUUCGUUCACAGAUGUAGCUCUCCCAGUGUUAGUGGACUCAGAUGAGGAAAUUAUGACCAGAUCUGAAAUAGCUGAAAAAAUGUUCUCUUCAGAAAAGAUAAUGUGAUCAGGGCCCCAGUGGGUCCGGUGUGCAUGGGAGCAGGGUCAGGUGAUGGGAAAAGCCUGGAUCUUGUUAAACUGACAACUUCACUAUGGUACAGUUUCACUUUGUUGUCUUGGAGACCUUUGUAUGCAGAUGAAGAAUUCAGGUGUGGAAGGGUCUACCACCCUCAGAAACUGACUCAUAAAGUCAGUUUCAUUGCCAUUAUGUUGCCUGAUUUUGGAAACAACUUAAGAAGUGAUAAUAACGUGUGUUCAGAUGCCUCUUAGGCGGCAGCCACAGGCAUGCCAGGUUAUGUCUCUCAGUUUUCUCCGGAAAAAAGAAUACGCAGCUGGGCAUGGUGGCACACUACUGGCAGUCGAAUCUCUGUAAAUUCAAGGCCAAGCCUGGUCUACAUAGUUCCGGGACAACCAGUGAGAGCUACAUAGUGAGACCCUGCCUCAAAAAACAAACACCAAAAAGAAAAGAAAAGAGUCUCUGUGAACAUUCCUUCCCCUCAACUUUGAGAUAACAGGAUUCUCCUGAAUGCUAACACAGCGGUGUUCAUCUUUUGUAGUGAUAAUUUUAUUCGAUUUUUUAUACUGAAGUGACAAUAUCGGAACUCGAGCAUGUUCAUAUAUUUAAUCUUGCCCCUUUCGUUGGUGUACACAAAGCUCUUGUUUGUAAAUACUACCACGCACUACACGUCACGGACUCUGAACUUGGGAACACGUGUGUACAAAGAGACAUUCUUGAGGGUAUGUCCAAAGACUUGCAGGCCACAGGUACGCGUGCUGCUGCUACUUCUGCUGUGAACCUGGCCACGUGACUUCCCCUAUAGCACUUUAUCCCAGCCCGGGGUGCACUGUUUCUUGUGAGCUUUGUGGAGACUUGUGAAGUGCCAGUUCGUUACACACAUCUAACCAUACCAUGCAUCAACUGUAUUUUACACCUUGUUAAAUUAUGUUUAUAAUGUAUGAUUGAAAGUUUCUAUUCUAAUAUUUUUUGAAUAUAGAAUGUUCUAGACCUAAAAGGCACUUGAAUGUAGAGUGAUGAAAAUGUGAACGUUUUGCCACUUUUGUGACCAAAGAUACCAGGCUGUACAUGCAGUGUGGGAAUGACAGGCAGGGUCCUGUAUGCCUUCUCUCUGGAGGACUUUGGCCUCGUGAGUUAGAAUCACUUGGGAUAAUUGAGAAGACAUCAGCAUGACGAGGAGGAGCACUGUCCAUAGCUGUGAUGAUCUCCACUGUGGCACCACAAAACAAACCUUUUCCUUUCAAAUGCCACUUUCUGAGUUUAUUUCCUGCAUACUCAUUUCAAAAGGGUUGGUAGAGAUAUAUUUCUAUAGUUGCGUGUCCAUUUUAGGUUUAUCAUAGUCCACCUUCUAACCCAGUUCUUUGAAAACUAGGGGUGUCUUGCAGGGGGAAGAGCAUUGCAGGGUGUCCCUGUGUAGCUCAGGCUGAGGUUGGACUUGUGAACCUCUUGCUAAGAUUAUAGGCAUGCACCACCAUGGCCCACUUGACGUUUGUUUUUAAUGCCCUGUCCUCACAGCAUGAAGCAGCUGGCCCUCAACCACAUGCCUGCACUGGAAUAUUUCCUCUUAGAGCCAGCAGGAGCUACACAUUGAGCAGGGUGUGAGUCUGCAGUUGAUGACUGGGGAAAUGAUUCUGACACCAUCGCAGUGAUGUUUCUAGAAAACGAGCAAAGACAAAUAAUGCUGCCUCGGGCAUAGCUCCAGGCUGAAAUGAACUCUUUCCUUCCAUCCAGAGAAAGUGGACUUCCAUCUUAACCUCUUUAGAAGUGUUUUUGCAAGCAUGUGUGUGAUGUUUGUUUCAUUUAGUGAUAACUGUGCCAGGUGCUGAUGUCCAGUGCCCUAAGGUGAAGGUUUCUUGGGGCCCAGCAUGUGUCCCUGUGCUGUCACUGUAGAGCACAAGGAUGGGAGGACCACCAUGCAGCUCCUCAGCCUCCUUCCCUGUCUGCCUCAAGUCUGCAGACUUUGCAGGUGCUCAGCUGUUUCUGUUCAGGAUGCUGUUGGGUGGGCCUGUCUUUUCAUUGAGAAGGCUAAGGAUAAGGCUCCAGUUGUGUUCAACACUUCUUGUUAUACAGUUCAUGGUAGAUUUGGAGGCAUAUGAAGUUUGAUUGAGACUUUUUUUUUCAUGAUUUGAAUUAGGUUAAUAUUUAAAAAUCUGCAUUUCAGUAAGAAACAGGAGGUGGAAAGUGUAAGCUUGGGAGAUGGUUCCAUGCAUUUCUUGGGGUUUUUUGUUUGUUUUUUGGGUUGGUUUUUGUUUUUUCCUAUCCUGUGGAGAGUACCACCUGUAUCACGGUACAUCAUGUUUAUACCACUCCUGUAAUGUCAAGAUUAAGCUUAAAGUAUACAUACAGAAUUGAUUUUAAUACCCUCUGGAAGGGUUGGGCCUAUUGCCCUGGCUGCACAUGACCGAAGCUGAGAGAGAUCAUGCUAUGUUUUGUCUCUCGUUCUGAUAUUUGUGUCUUUGUAUGAUUGACAGCAUGCAGUAAGCAAUACAAAACACCAAGCCUUACAUCUAUCAGAAAGAAGUUUAAUAUAUAAAAUUCUGAACAUAUAAAUGUAUAUAAGUGACAAAACUAGAUUUUUAAGGAAGUGUAUGCUAUAGAACAGGAACUCAAUACUGUAUUCAGAAGCUUCUUUAGAAUUAGGAAAACAUUCAUUUCUUUGGGGAGAAUGUUUAGAGGUUAAAAAUAGAUUCUCUAUUUUUAAAAGUUAAAUUAUAAUUUGGGAGAAAUUUCUUUGAAUAUAGAACACAGCAAUUUAAAGGACUUUUGUUUGAAAUUUUGUAUUUUGUGCCUUAAUAUUUGUUUUUUUAAAAUAAAUUGUUUUCUGACAUUUGGA
Messenger RNA from Arvicanthis niloticus (Nile rat), 4539 nucleotides. NCBI's taxonomy places the organism in Eukaryota, Metazoa, Chordata, Mammalia, Rodentia, Muridae. The record is from RefSeq and is a predicted model, not a curated record.